AUGGUCUGAGGGUGAAGCUGCAGCUGAGCGCGCUGCCCAGCUUGGCUCCAGCUCGCUGCUGCAUACAUGCACCGAUUCAACAUGUGAGCCGCCGAUAUGAAGCCAUUCCAACACUAGUCGCUCCUUUCUUUAACCCCCAUUUGAAUCGCUUGGUUUGGAUAUAUCAUGUAUGGACUAUGGAUCGGAUCUGGACGCGGUGCCAAAUCCUGCUGCUGCUUCUGUGCGCUUUUUCACUGAGUUCAUCGCUGCGUGAGGAAGACGCGUCCUGCGAUGGAGCCUUUGACAUUUAUUUUGUUUUAGACAGGUCAGGCAGUAUUUCAAGCCACUGGAAUGAAAUUUAUAACUUUGUGGAGCAGCUGACCAGUAGGUUUGUCAGCCCCAGGAUGAGGGUCUCCUACAUUGUGUUUUCAUCCAGGGCAGCUGUGACACUUCCUCUAACAGGAGACAGGUCAAAAAUAGAAGAGGGUCUAAAGAAACUGAAACAGAUCCAACCAUCAGGGGAAACAUACAUGCACGAAGGCCUGAAAGCGGUAUCAGAGCAGAUGAAUACACAGACUUCCCCAUCAUCCAGUAUCAUCAUUGUUUUGACCGAUGGCAAGCUGGACGUCUACCCCUAUGAACUGAGUGUGAAGGAGGCUGACAAAGCCAGAGGGUUUGGAGCCAGAGUCUACUGUGUCGGGGUCAUGGGCUUUGAUCACAAACAGCUCGCCGAGAUAGCAGACGGCACGGAUCAAGUGUUUCCAGUUCUUUCCGGAUUUCAUGCCCUCAAAGACGUUGUCAACAAGGUCCUGAAACAGUCGUGCAGUGAAGUGUUUACAAUAGAGCCGUCCAGCGUCUGCGUGAACGAGUCUUUCAACAUAGUUUUGAAGGGGAGUGGAUUUAGCGGCAGCAAGAGGAUCGACAACAUUCUCUGCUCUCUCACUGCCAAUCAAGUGACUUACAAUGAGAAGCCAACAGUUGUCAGAGAUGGCCAUCUACUGUGUCCAGCUCCUCGUCUACAUGAGGUUGGACAAUCAGUUGAAGUGCUGAUUAGCCUGAAUAAUGGACAGUCCUACAUCUCCGCCCCCAUCGCCAUAUCUGCCACCACAUGUUCAGAUGGGACCUGGGUGCUGUGGUUGCUGUUGGCUUUGCUGUUGUUAGUGGCUCUUGGUUUAUUCUGGUGGUUCUGGCCUCUCUGCUGCACUGUGGUCAUCAGGGACCCCCCUCCUUCACGUCCCCCUCCUCCACCUCCUGUUUUUGAACCAGAGGAGGAUCCUCUACCGAAACACAAGUGGCCAACUGUAGACGCUUCUUACUAUGGGGGCAGAGGUGCUGGAGGAAUUAAACGCAUGGAGGUGAGAUGGGGCCAGAAGGGAUCCACAGAGGAAGGUUCGCGUCUAGAGAAAGCCAAAAAUGCUACAGUCACCAUGCCAGAGGAAGUGGAGGAGCCCAUUAUUCCUCACCCCCCACCAAGACCACCUCCUGUUUACAACCCCCCAUCCCAACCUAAGUGGUACUCUCCAAUCAAGGGACGCAUUGAUGCACUGCUGGCCUUAUUGAGAAGGCAGUAUGACAGAGUGGCCAUCAUGAGGCCAACGCCUCAGGAUAAGGGUCGCUGCAUCAGCUUUACCAGAAUUCGUUCUCACUGAGGUGAAUCAACUUUCACUCAUCUCUAGUUUUUUGCCAAAAAUCACAGACACAUCCUCCAAGAGAAGAAAGUCCACAUUCUGUGCCUUGUAAAUAAACUUAAUAACUAAAAUAUUUU
This is a messenger RNA of Cyprinodon variegatus (sheepshead minnow), 1744 nucleotides long. RefSeq names its product anthrax toxin receptor 2-like. The transcript is spliced from 17 exons. Bases 177 to 1628 code for a protein of 483 amino acids. Gene Ontology annotation, cellular component: membrane. The record is from RefSeq and is a predicted model, not a curated record. NCBI's taxonomy places the organism in Eukaryota, Metazoa, Chordata, Actinopteri, Cyprinodontiformes, Cyprinodontidae. Gene Ontology annotation, molecular function: signaling receptor activity.